This is a messenger RNA of Oryzias latipes (Japanese medaka), 2762 nucleotides long. RefSeq names its product hydroxycarboxylic acid receptor 3-like. The record is from RefSeq and is a predicted model, not a curated record. NCBI's taxonomy places the organism in Eukaryota, Metazoa, Chordata, Actinopteri, Beloniformes, Adrianichthyidae. Gene Ontology annotation, cellular component: membrane. Gene Ontology annotation, molecular function: G protein-coupled receptor activity. Gene Ontology annotation, biological process: G protein-coupled receptor signaling pathway.
CCACGUCGGAUAAGGUUUACGGCUGUUUCCGCUCCUUUGGGUCAACAGCCCUUCCCCACAGAUGAGGAGCAGCAGAUGCUUUUGUUUGCAUGAAGAGCAAACACGGGUUUGUUGCGGUGCGGCGGCUACACCGCCUCUUUACCGACCCGUUUCGAGGCAGCCGCUCCCGGCAUGAACCAGUCGCGCCCUGACGUCUGCUGCGCCUUCGAGGCCCCCGUCCUGGACCGGGUCCUGCCUCCCGUCCUGAUCCUGGAGUUCGUGCUGGGGCUGCUGGGGAACUUCGUGGCGCUGUGGAUGUUCGUCUUCCACAUGGACGAGUGGAAGCCCAACACCGUCUACCUGACUCACCUGGCCGUCGCAGACUCCAUCGUCCUCUUCUGCUUGCCCUUCAGGGCGGACUACUACCUGCGAGGGAAGAACUGGAUCUACGGCGACGCCGCGUGCCGCAUCCUCCUCUUCCUGCUGGCGGCCAACCGCGCGGCUGGGAUCUUCUUCCUCACAGCCGUCGCCGCCGACCGCUACUUGAAGAUCGUCCACCCUCUGAACCGGGUCAACCGUCUGGGUCUGGGGUAUGCUCUGUGGGUGUCGCUGGGCCUCUGGUUCUUGAUUUUCCUCGCGACGGGUUACCUCCUGGCAGACCAGCACUUCUUCCACAGCGGCAACCGGACGCAGUGCGAGAGCUUCAACAUCUGCAUGGGCUACACGCCGCUCUCCACCUGGCACAACGCCUUCUAUGUCCUCCAGUUUUUCCUGCCCUCCGCCAUCGUGGCCUUCUGCACCGCCAGGAUCACCCUGCAGCUGAACAACAAGACCCUGGACAGGCAGGGGAAGGUCAAGCGGGCCGUGCAGUUCGUCCUGGCCGUCGCCCUCAUCUUCAUCACCUGCUUUUUCCCCAGCACCGUGUCUCGCGUCGCCGUGUGGGUCCUCAAGCUGUGGUACGACCAGUGCCGGCACUUCGAGGAGGCCAACCUGGCGUUCUACACGUCUGUGUGCUUCACCUACUUCAACAGCGUCCUCAACCCCAUCGUGUACUACUUCUCCAGUCCGGUUUUCAGCGGAACCUUCCGGAAGGUUCUGAACAAGGUGCUGCGACGCUCCGACAGGCCGGAAGCUCUCGAGAACAUUUCCACUGUUGAAGGCAGGAGGAUCUAAAAAUCGAAAAAAUGAGGCCGAUGUGAGUUUGAGACGCAGGAAAAGAAGUGAUUUUUAGAAGGAAACAGUUAAUUUAUGAAACUGUUCAUGACGUAAAAAUGAUGAAAAGCCGAGUCACCAGGAGAAAUAAAUACACUGAAUUAGUAAAAACCAAAAGAUUUAAAAAAUGGUUUAUCAAACACAGUGGUAUUGAUGCUGACACAUUUUUAUUUAAGACAUAUGAUUAGGGAAACUUUAUGAUUUCAGAAUUUUUACUUUUUCAUACCAAGCAUUUAAAUCAAAAACAUAUUGCAGACCAGUUAUUUUUUUGGUGAAGACUUUUAUGAACCCAAAAAGAGGCCGACUCACUGAACCGCUGCUUUUUACUCUCCUGUUGGGACGCAGUUUGUUCCUCUGCUGCUAAAUUAGUCUCUGUAGUCUCAGUAGAUCACCAGUGCUGCAUAAACAGCCGGAAAUAAAGCAAACGUGACACGGAUCUGGGAGUUUCUUUGAUGAAAUCCUUCUCAGAUUCACAAAGAAAAUGACAUCUAAAGAAAACUUCACUGUUACUCUUUUUUUAAAAUGCUUUUUCUCCACAGUAAAUAUUAAUUUAACUGAUCUGUUCAGGGUUUCAUCCUGAAUUUCGUCCUUUAAUUGUAUCUUGCAGCAGUCCUGGACUGCAAGGACCGUCACUGCCUGAUUAGCGCUGUUUUGUUGUGCGUGUGGCAGUAUAUGCUGCCAUUACAGAGAUAAAACCAGCCAAAGCCACCAUUUUUUAAUGAAUUUUUCCCCCGCACAGGGUGGGGAAAUAAAAUGGGGUGGCAAUGGCACAGGUGGGUAUUGCUGUGGGGCAAACAACGCCGCUCGCAGCUUUACUCAAUGAUUUUGUACAAAGUUUCAACCUAUAUUUACUUCCUGGUAUGCAUCGCUCAUUAAUGAAUAUUAGCUUGUAUAUAUAUUUGGUUUACUAAUAAUGUGUCCAGAACUUACCGCACCUUUGCCCAACAGCAGCUGGUAUAGGCUCCAGCAGCCCCAAGACCUCAAAGGGCAGGAAAAAUGGAUGGAUGGAAAUGUGUCUGCAAAAUAAUGAAAUUGCAUUUACGCUCAUUCAUGCCAUGUUGUCACCAUGAAUGAAACAAAAACGAGAUUUUUGUCUUCAGAAUUUUUUGGGAUAUAAAAAGACGUCUUUAGUAAACAAAACAUAAAAUUCCGUUCUGAAAAUUUGCAAAUUUUUAGUAAAUCUACAUUUUUUUUUAGCUCUAUUGAUCCUAUUUUUUGAGUUGCUUUUUACUUUUUUUAAUUGGAUUGAUGUGAUACAUUUAAAAAAAUUUUUUUACUACAGAUUAGAAAGUUUAAAAAAGUGUUGGAAAAUUCUAAACAUUAAAACUCUUUUGAUUCCCUUUAGUGAACAGUUUGUUUUUCUUAAAACAAGAAAUUGUUUUCUUUUCUUUCCACCAGCAAACUUUUCUUUGCUUUUUUUAUUAAAAAAAUAUUGAGCGGGAUCAUCUUCUUCUCCCAUAGAUUUCAAAAGGAUAUCAACACCAGCUGUUCUUUUUGCAAUAAUCAUCCAGAAACCAUUACCUUUAUUUUUGUCAAAUGUAAAUUUGGGCAGAUGUAUUUAAACCCUAAAA